AUGUCUGGUCUCCGAGCCAAAUGUUAUGAGUUGGACUACGACGAUUAUCACAGUUUUAUACAUGGGAGACUACCUUAUGAAAACAUCAAGCCAGAUCCCAUUUUGAGAAGUCUUUUACUUAGCCUCCCUCUUCGUAAGAUCAUCUUCACGAACUUUGAUAAGUUACAUGCAGCUAAAGCUGUAGAGACUAGAGAGGCUAGGAUCUUCGACAUCAUUGGAUACUUAUCCGAUCAUGAGAAGUCACUGUCCGGUUUGCCUAAAACACCUGUCGUCUUCAAACCGUCUGAAACCGCCAUAGUAAAGGCUCUUGCAAUCGCUAACGUUGACCCUCACAAAACCUUGUUCUUCGAUGACAGUGUUCGAAACAUUCAAGCCGGUAAACGCGUGGGUCUGAAUACUGUUCUGGUGGGGACUGCACAGAAGGUGAAGUGUGCAGAUUUUGCGAUAGAGAACAUUCAUAACCUGAAGGAGGCAUUGCCGGAGCUCUGGGAAUCGGAGGCUAAGCCUGGAAAAGUUAGGUACUCCGGGGAGCUUCCAGUGGAAACUCCGGUGGUAGCGUGA
Microthlaspi erraticum is the source of this 561-nucleotide messenger RNA. Lineage: Eukaryota; Viridiplantae; Streptophyta; Magnoliopsida; Brassicales; Brassicaceae. The record is from the annotation of a GenBank genome assembly.